Messenger RNA from Plasmodium vivax (malaria parasite P. vivax), 1950 nucleotides. RefSeq names its product poly(A) polymerase PAP, putative. Gene Ontology annotation, molecular function: RNA binding; poly(A) RNA polymerase activity. The record is from RefSeq and is a predicted model, not a curated record. The transcript has a single exon. Gene Ontology annotation, cellular component: nucleus. Bases 1 to 1950 code for a protein of 649 amino acids. Lineage: Eukaryota; Apicomplexa; Aconoidasida; Haemosporida; Plasmodiidae.
AUGCAUACCGUCUACGAAAGCGAAAACCUGCUGGAGUGCAGCAACUUCAUCCUGCGAAGCAAAGAAUCGAUUGAGGAUUUUUUGCAGCUAAGUGAAAUAAAGGAAGAAAAUGAAGAGAACUACCUGAGUUACAACAUAGAAUGUGCGCUGAGCAAAAGUCUGGAGGAGGAGGGAGGAGGAAGAGGUGCACUGGGCAGAAAAGACACCUCCUUCAGAAGGAGAGAAACACUAAAUAACGAGUCAGCCAUUGAAGGAGAGUUAAACAAAAAAUACAAAUACGGAGUGUCUGACCCAAUUACGCUUAACUACCCCACGGAGGAAGAUUUAAAAAAAGCAAAUGACGUGGUGGAAUUGCUAAAAAGCUAUAACUUGUUCGAAACGGAACAGGCGUUAAAGAAGAGGGAAAGGGUACUAGGAAUGAUUAACAAAUUAUUUCACGAAUUUGUGGUGGAAAUAUCUAUAAGUCAAGGGAUAAAUGAAGAAGAUGCAAAACAUAUACAUGGGAAUUUAUACACCUUUGGUUCCUACCGAUUAGGAGUUAUAACCCCGAAUAGUGAUAUCGAUUGUAUCUUUUUAGCACCUCAAAAUAUAACAAGGGAAAUCUUCUUUAAUGAAUUUUACUUAAAAUUACAGCAGGAUAGAAAUGUGCGAAAGUUGCAGUCCCUCCCGGAGACCUACACUCCUAUAAUACAGUUCAUGUAUGACGAUGUGGACAUUGACUUGCUGUUAGCGACUUUACCAUACAGAACGCUAAAGGAUUGCUACUACUCACUAGACAAUGAUUACAUUUUAAAGAAUCUAGACGAAGUGACGGUAAGGUCGCUCAACGGUAUAAGGGUAGCUGACCUUAUAUUAGCCUCCGUACCACAUAAGGACCACUUUAGAAACACCCUCCGGUAUAUCAAACUGUGGGCAAAGAGCAGAGGAAUUUACAGUAACAUUUUAGGCUUCCUUGGAGGAAUUUCAUGGGCAUUACUCACAGCCAAAAUAUGCCAACUUUACCCUAAUUAUAAUGUUAGCCAAUUGAUAGGCAAAUUUUUUAGGGUCUAUUCUAUAUGGAAUUGGAAAUACCCUGUCCUUAUACAAAAUAUAAAUAAGUACAAUCAUGUAGAUGGCUUGAGAAACUUCUCUGUUUGGGACCCCGAGAAGAACAUCAAAGAUAAGUUACACGUCAUGCCGAUUAUCACUCCUGCCUUCCCCUGCAUGAACUCCACCCACAAUGUGACCUACUGCACGAGGAGCAUCCUCAUAGAUGAGUUUAAGAGGGCCCACUACAUCAUCAACUAUAUGGAAGCGAAUCCGGGCGCGAAUGUCACCUUUGUUAUGAACCAGGCCAACGGGAUCGUCACUCCGGUCAGCGCGCCCACCACGAGCAGCAGCACCACCGGCAGUGGCAGCAUCCCCGGCAGUGGCAGCAUGUGGACCAACAUACUCCAGCCACUUGACCUCUUCGCAUCCUACAAACACUUCCUGCACAUCCAGAUCAUGGCCACCAACGAACUCAUAUACAAUUCCUGGAAGGGCUGGAUUGAAAGCAAAAUUAGGCUCCUCUUCAAAAAAUUGGAAACCAUCAACGAACUCAAAAUCAGACCCUACCCUAAGUUCUACGUUUACAAGAAGGAUAAGUUUUACUACUGCUCCUCCUUUUUUAUAGGGCUUGUCUUUUUUUUAAAAAACGUCUACGAUAAUACCUUCAAUUUGUCCUACGCCAUCCGCGACUUUAUAGACAUUGUUCUUAACUGGCCGCAAAAAAGCAAGUACCCAAAUUCGUACAAAAUUAAUAUAAGUUACCAGAAGAAGUCGCAAGUUUUGGAGUUCCUCGCCAGCGUCACGUCCGGUGCGGACGCCCAGCAGGGGGAGGAACCCGCUGGGGAGGGGAACCCGGCGAACGGGGAUGCGUCCCCCGGGGGGGGCGAAGCGGUUAGCGGUGAGGCGGUCAGCGGUGCGUAG